Zophobas morio is the source of this 848-nucleotide messenger RNA. RefSeq lists its product as uncharacterized. NCBI's taxonomy places the organism in Eukaryota, Metazoa, Arthropoda, Insecta, Coleoptera, Tenebrionidae. The record is from RefSeq and is a predicted model, not a curated record. The coding region runs from base 83 to 766 and encodes 227 amino acids. Gene Ontology annotation, cellular component: extracellular region. Gene Ontology annotation, molecular function: chitin binding. The transcript has 2 exons.
AGAUUAACAGAUCGACCCUGUAUAAAAACGUUCACGCUGCAUUAAUUUUAUCAUACUUGUCGAAAAAAGAUAGCCUGAAGCCAUGAAUAUUCUCAUAAUUUGUUCGUUGAUGCUUUGGGGCUACUGCGCUGCCGAAGAGCCCCUCGACUAUCGCCUAGCGCUUGCUGCUGAAUGCACACCAAGAGAGUGUACAAGUGCUGGACCUCUGUGCGAAUCGUGUACCAGUCUGGUAGCAUGCGUGGAAGAUGGUGACACUGGUAACUAUACCAGAAACCCCGUAGAAACUUGUAAGGGUGAUACACCGUUAUGUAUUGACGGACAGUGCACCACUGGCGAUGAUCCUUUCUGCACAGGACUUAGUGAAGUUUCUUUUGUAUGCAACCAGAUAGGAGUUUUUCCGGACCCUUUCUAUCAUAACAAAUUCGUUUUUUGUUAUAAAGAUGGUAGCACUUUUAAAAGCAUUUUGAAUGUAUGUGACGAUGGUUUUGGCUUUAAUAUAGCUACAGAUUUGUGCAGUGAGCCAGUUACUAACGCAGAAUGUCCAUAUGAGCCUUAUCCAGUACCGUUGUGUGACGGUCCGGGACAGACAGGAGCUCUACCGGAAAAACCCUCCAUGUAUUAUUUGUGUAAAGAACGUGCUAUUAGUUCAAGUAAGAAUGCUUAUUAUCCAUAUUUGUAUAUAUGUCCUGGUACAGAAGAAUAUGUGGACUACAAUUGCGGCUCUUCUACCGCGUCAACGCCAUCAACAACUCUGCCGAUAACAUAAUGAGGAUUUUUUUAUUUUCAUACAUUUGUAAUUAAUAUUUUGUCCAACAACAUUAAUACAUACUGCUAGUAACACUUAGAAA